This is a messenger RNA of Prosopis cineraria, 1446 nucleotides long. Its product is annotated as protein IQ-domain 26-like. Gene Ontology annotation, molecular function: protein binding. The transcript is spliced from 4 exons. NCBI's taxonomy places the organism in Eukaryota, Viridiplantae, Streptophyta, Magnoliopsida, Fabales, Fabaceae. Bases 81 to 1253 code for a protein of 390 amino acids. The record is from RefSeq and is a predicted model, not a curated record.
UUAUGCUCUGUCUGUAAUUCUUGUCUGUUUAUUCAAGAGGGAGAGCCUUUGAAGAAGUUUUAGGGAGAGAAGGUGAAAUCAUGGGGAAGGCUUCCAGGUGGUUGAAGGGAUUGUUGGGGAUGAAGAAAGACAAGGACCGGAUCGACAUUUCUGGCUCAUUGGUUCCUGACAAGAAGGAGAAGAAACGAUGGAGUUUUGCUAAGUCAGGCAAAGAUUCCAAUUCGGGAACCAGUCAACCGCGUUUUCAACCUCCUGAUUCCACUUGGUUUGCAUCCUACAUGUCGGAAACAGAGAAAGAGCAGAACAAACACGCAAUUGCGGUGGCCGCUGCCACUGCCGCUGCAGCCGAUGCUGCUGUCGCCGCCGCUCAGGCUGCCGUUGCGGUGGUGAGGCUCACGAGCCAAGGCAGAGGAACUCUGUUUAGUGAGAGCAGAGAAAAAUGGGCGGCAGUCAAGAUUCAAACCGUUUUCAGGGGCUAUUUGGCGAGGAAGGCUCUGAGAGCUUUGAAAGGAUUGGUCAAGAUUCAAGCACUUGUUAGAGGCUAUCUUGUUCGAAAGCGAGCUGCUGCAACACUCCACAGCAUGCAAGCUCUGAUCAGAGCUCAGACUUCAGUUCGAUCAAAGCGUGCUCGUCGUUCCAUUAGCAGAGACAAUCGAAACCAGUCUGAAUUCCGAGCUAGAAGAUCAAUGGAUCGAUUUGAUGAAACAAGAAGUGAAAUCCACAGUAAGAGGCUAUCCACAUCCUAUGAACAGUCCUUCAAUGGGUAUGACGAGAGUCCGAAGAUUGUUGAGAUAGACACGUACAGGACGCAGUCGAGAUCUCGGAGAAUGCCAGCGACGACGACGCUAUCAGAAUGUGAAGAGGAAACACCGUAUCAAACGACGCCGUUUCCUGAUAGUAAGCAUCUUCAAGACUUCGAGUGGUGCUUCACCGGCGACGAAUGCAGGUUCUCCACAGCCCAGAGCACUCCCCGAUUCGCAAGCUGCAUGCGUGCUCACAACGCCCCCCCGACGCCGGCGAAGAGCUUCUGCGGCGAUACGCUUUGCCGUCCGUACUAUAAUUUCCCGAACUACAUGGCGAAUACGCAGUCGUUUAAGGCAAAACUGAGGUCGCACAGUGCCCCGAAGCAGAGGCCAGAACCGAAGAAGAGGCUUUCUCUGAAUGAAAUAAUGGCGGCAAGAAACAGCAUAAGCAGCGUCAGAAUGCAGAGAUCGUCCUGCUCUCAAGUUCAAGAAGAGUCAUGGAAUUUCUGAGCCCUUGGGAUUUUUCUCUCGCUCCUUUUUUUGUUUUUGUUUCUGUUAAUUACAAGUGUUAUAGUGCCUUAUAGAAUGGAUCAAAGAGUCUGCAUGCUUAUGUACAUUCUCUGGAAAGAGUUUUCUUUUACUUCCAGUAAACUCUCGUUUGCUUCUGAUUCAAAACAAAGAUCAAAUUGGUUUUCUAUUUGAA